This is a messenger RNA of Vigna radiata var. radiata (mung bean), 3146 nucleotides long. Its product is annotated as ATP-dependent zinc metalloprotease FTSH 11, chloroplastic/mitochondrial. The record is from RefSeq and is a predicted model, not a curated record. Gene Ontology annotation, molecular function: ATP-dependent peptidase activity; ATP hydrolysis activity; ATP binding. NCBI's taxonomy places the organism in Eukaryota, Viridiplantae, Streptophyta, Magnoliopsida, Fabales, Fabaceae. Gene Ontology annotation, cellular component: membrane; chloroplast thylakoid. Gene Ontology annotation, biological process: proteolysis. The transcript is spliced from 17 exons. The coding region runs from base 259 to 2643 and encodes 794 amino acids.
UUCGUCAGUGUGACUACGAAAUGUCCACGAUAUGCAGAGGCAAGAAACGAACAUUUUCAUUGAAUCCAAGCUUAAUUACGACCCAAGAAUUAAAUCCUUAGACACAAAAUCUUCAAAGCCGGCGCCAAUUUCAAUCCGUGGCUGGAUAAGGUUACAUUUCUUACACCUUCCUUCUUCCCGAAAUCCUCCUAUUCUAUCCUCUGUUCUCCAAGAAUUAACACAGAGAAAGAAGAGAGACCCUGAAAUAAAACCCUAAUAAUGGCCACUCUUCAAGCUUCCCUUCUCUCCAAACCUUCCCUUCCCUUUCCAUUCCCAUUCCCAUUCUCCUGCCUCUCUCCGAGCCACUCUCCAUUCUCCCUCUCCUUCCACUCCACGCGCCGCCUUUCCUCCACGCUCCUCUGCUGCACCUUUCGCUCAGACAGCGUCGGUUCCCGCUCCGAACCCAAUCACAACCCCUCCGAAACCGGUUCGGCCAACGCGGAACCGGACCCCAGCGCGGGUAUAAUUUAUUCGACGGAAGAAGGUGCAGUUCAGGUUUCUGAUUCGGACGAGGCGAGUUUGGAAGGUGGAGAGACUGUGCUGGGGAGUGGCGCUGGUUUGGAGAGGGAAGGAAAUAUUGCGAAUGGAAGGUUUUCGAUAGUGGUGUUAUUUGUGGGACUGUGGGUGAAGGCGAGGGAGCGUGUGAAGAAGGCUUUCGCGGAGUUUCUUGAUUGGUGGCCAUUUUGGCGCCAGGAGAAGCGUGUCGAGCGGUUGAUUGCGGAAGCCGACGCGAAUCCUCAAGAUGCUGCUAAACAGAGUGCUCUGUUUGUGGAACUCAAUAAGCACAGUCCUGAAUCUGUCAUCAAGCGGUUUGAACAAAGGGAUCGAGCUGUGGACAGUAGAGGGGUUGCGGAAUACCUUCGAGCUCUUGUGAUUACUAAUGCUAUUAGUGAAUAUCUUCCAGAUGAGGAUUCUGGAAAAACUUCUAGCCUUCCUAUACUGUUGCAAGAGUUGAAGCAGCGUGCAUUGGGUAACUCAGAUGAAACUUUUCUUAAUCCUGGAAUAUCCGAGAAGCAGCCAUUGCAUGUGGUUAUGGUUGAUCCAAAAGUAUCAAAUAAAUCACGUUUUGCACAAGAGCUUAUCUCGACUAUUUUGUUUACCAUAGCUGUGGGUUUGGUCUGGUUUAUGGGUGCUGCUGCACUUCAAAAAUACAUAGGAAGCUUGGGGGGGAUUGGACCUUCAGGAGUUGGAUCAGGUUCUUCCUAUGCCCCAAAGGAGCUAAAUAAGGAAGUGAUGCCUGAAAAGAAUGUAAAAACCUUUAAGGAUGUGAAAGGUUGUGAUGAUGCAAAACAAGAACUUGAGGAAGUUGUGGAGUACCUAAAAAAUCCAUCUAAGUUUACACGCCUUGGAGGAAAGUUGCCAAAGGGGAUUCUUUUGACAGGAGCACCUGGAACUGGAAAAACUCUUCUAGCGAAGGCUAUUGCUGGAGAAGCUGGUGUUCCAUUUUUCUAUCGGGCAGGCUCUGAAUUUGAGGAGAUGUUUGUUGGAGUUGGUGCUCGACGUGUAAGAUCCUUGUUUCAAGCCGCAAAAAAGAAGGCACCUUGUAUCAUUUUCAUCGAUGAAAUUGAUGCUGUGGGAUCAACAAGAAAACAAUGGGAGGGCCACACUAAGAAGACAUUACAUCAACUACUUGUCGAAAUGGAUGGGUUUGAGCAGAAUGAGGGAAUAAUAUUAAUGGCAGCAACAAACUUGCCUGAUAUUCUUGAUCCAGCUUUAACGAGACCUGGCAGAUUCGAUCGACAUAUUGUUGUACCAAACCCAGAUGUACGAGGUCGGCAAGAAAUAUUGGAACUCUAUCUGCAAGAUAAGCCUAUAGCUGAUGAUGUAGAUGUUAAAGCAAUUGCUCGUGGUACCCCAGGGUUCAAUGGAGCAGAUCUUGCGAACUUGGUAAAUGUUGCUGCCAUUAAAGCUGCAGUUGAAGGUGCAGAGAAAGUAACAGCUGCACAGUUGGAGUUUGCAAAAGAUAGAAUAAUUAUGGGUACUGAGCGGAAAACAAUGUUUAUAUCUGAAGAGUCAAAAAAGCUCACUGCCUAUCAUGAGAGUGGCCAUGCAAUUGUUGCCCUUAACACUGAUGGUGCACAUCCAAUUCACAAGGCAACAAUCAUGCCACGUGGAUCUGCUUUAGGAAUGGUCACUCAGCUUCCCUCAAGUGAUGAGACAUCAAUAAGCAAGAAACAGUUGUUAGCUCGCCUUGAUGUUUGUAUGGGAGGAAGAGUUGCAGAAGAGCUUAUCUUUGGCCGGGAUUAUGUCACAACUGGAGCAAGUAGUGACCUCCACACUGCUACUGAGCUUGCCCAAUACAUGGUAUCAAAUUGUGGGAUGAGUGAUGCAAUUGGGCCAGUUCAUAUAAAAGAGCGACCAAGUUCUGAAAUGCAGUCACGUAUUGAUGCAGAGGUUGUGAAACUCCUUCGGGAGGCAUAUGAUCGUGUUAAAGCCCUUCUAAAAAAGCAUGAGAAGGCAUUACAUGUGUUGGCACACGCUUUACUAGAGUAUGAGACACUUAGUGCAGAAGAAAUCAGGCGAAUACUUCUCCCAUAUCGGGAAGGACGGCUAUCAGAACAACAGGAACAAGAAGUAGCAGAAGGGGAUCUUGUGUUAGUGUAAUUUAUCUCUCCUCUCCUGUCCAUUACUGUACUAUUUUAGGGGAAGCUCUGUACAGUAUACCCAGAAGCCCUACAGGUAUAUUUCCGAAUCUUGUUUCUGCAGUUCCCCUCUUCGUGCAUGUCAUUCUUGUCGUAAGAUGCACAUAGUAAAAAGGAUACACAACGUUGGAUAUCUGCAAAACAACUAAUGCUACUUACAAUGGCAAAAUGUCAGCUGCUAGAUUACCAUCGCCCUUGCCGAGGGCCCGAGGGCAAAUAUAUUUUUUGUGAGAACAAUGUAUCAUGUAGGAAUUGACCAUUUUGACAAUUGUAUUUGAAAGCCUAUACGUAAUUCAAUUUUUUAAGAAUUUGUUAAAAACAUUCAGUGACUUUUGUCUAGUGGAACAUGCUACAAGACCCCCAACAAGCCUGGAUACUGAUGACUGCAGCUUUUUUGUAAGAUGUCUAGCAUAUUCUGCAGCAAUUUAUUUAACAGAAAAUAAUAGUUGAAAGUGUUACAAAUAA